This is a messenger RNA of Grammomys surdaster, 2708 nucleotides long. RefSeq names its product GTP cyclohydrolase 1 (gene Gch1). NCBI's taxonomy places the organism in Eukaryota, Metazoa, Chordata, Mammalia, Rodentia, Muridae. Gene Ontology annotation, cellular component: cytoplasm. The transcript has 6 exons. Gene Ontology annotation, molecular function: GTP cyclohydrolase I activity; GTP binding; zinc ion binding. Gene Ontology annotation, biological process: tetrahydrofolate biosynthetic process; tetrahydrobiopterin biosynthetic process. Bases 140 to 865 code for a protein of 241 amino acids. The record is from RefSeq and is a predicted model, not a curated record.
AGACUCUUAGAGUAUCUCUGUGCUGAACCCGUCCGGGUGACAGCUACAGGUCACAGCCGCCAGUCACAGCCGCCGGCUAAGCUGAGCCGCAGCGCUUGUUAGCACCCUAGGGUGUCUCGGGAGCAGUCGUGCCGGGUCCAUGGAGAAGCCGCGAGGAGUCAGGUGCACCAAUGGGUUCCCCGAGCGGGAGCUGCCGCGGCCCGGGGCCAGCCGGCCUGCCGAGAAGUCCCGGCCGCUGGAGGCCAAGGGCGCACAGCCCGCCGACGCCUGGAAGGCAGAGCGGCCCCGUAGCGAGGAGGAAAACGAGCUGAACCUCCCCAACCUGGCGGCCGCUUACUCGUCUAUACUGCGCUCGCUGGGCGAGGACCCCCAGCGGCAGGGGCUGCUCAAGACGCCCUGGAGGGCGGCCACCGCCAUGCAGUUCUUCACCAAGGGAUACCAGGAGACCAUCUCAGAUGUCCUGAAUGAUGCUAUAUUUGAUGAGGAUCAUGAUGAGAUGGUGAUUGUGAAGGAUAUAGAUAUGUUUUCCAUGUGUGAACAUCACCUUGUUCCAUUUGUGGGAAGGGUCCAUAUUGGUUAUCUUCCUAACAAGCAAGUCCUUGGUCUCAGCAAACUUGCCAGGAUUGUGGAAAUCUACAGUCGAAGACUGCAAGUUCAAGAGCGCCUCACCAAACAGAUUGCGGUGGCCAUCACAGAAGCCUUGCAGCCUGCUGGUGUUGGGGUAGUGAUUGAAGCGACACACAUGUGCAUGGUAAUGCGAGGUGUGCAGAAAAUGAACAGCAAGACUGUUACCAGCACCAUGCUGGGUGUGUUCCGAGAAGACCCAAAGACUCGGGAGGAGUUCCUCACACUCAUCAGGAGCUGAACGUCUGUGUGCCAGCCCUGGUGUGCAGACCCCACUGCUGCCAGCGCUAUCUGUCUUAAUCGUCCAUUCCAGUUUCAGUUGGUACACUUGUAAACUUUAGUUCUCACUAUGAAUUGUAUUUAAUAAUUAUUUAUAUGUAUGUCAAAUAAAGGUGAUCAACUAAGGGGUGGGCUUCUGCUUUGUUCUUGCCACCUUCUUAGUGGCAACAUUAAAGUGAACUGCCAGGAAUAUAAGGUAUACAUACUGACUGCUGCCAUUCAGUGUCCCCAGGGAUGCUGGGAAGGAGGAAGCUCAUGCAUUUGGUUGAAAUGAUCAUUGACUCAUUAGUGGAUGGCACUGGACACUCAAGGAGCUGUGGCCACGGUGCUGUUUUCUGCCUCCAGUGGGCAUAGUAUAAUAUUGAAGUGCUGGAGGCGAUGGGUACAGAGAGCAUUGCCCUCAGUGUUCAGAGACCCACAGACGCCACUCUGUUUUGAUCAUGUAUGUGAAGCUACCAGGAUCAUUUUCUUCUUGAUAUUUAUUAACUGUCCAGCUAUAACACUAGUCUCUGAGGGAAGGUGGCAGGAUAUCUAUCUUUAAUUUUUCUGUGAGUUAAAAACACAAAAUUUUCACCUUUUAUAUUUUGAAAUUUUGAGAAGGAGGAUUCCUUCCUGCAGUAGUGCAUGUCAGCAUAAGUGCAUUUAGAGGGUUGACUCUGUGCCUUGGUGAGAAUAUCACACCAUUUGGAGUGUAGGUACUUUGCCGUCUUUUCGGACAGCCAUUACUUCUUAAGUUUGUAAGUACCCACUCUGCACAUUGCUGAUUUCCAGUUAGAAGUUCUUGGUAGUUUACUUUGUCUAUUCCAAGGAGAUACUUCAAAACAUUUUCAGAAACUUUGUAUGAAGUAUUUGUGCAAUUAUUUCCAGGAUCUUUUGGAACUGCCUCUCAGUCAGCUCUGCAGACUCCCAGCUCCUCUGAACUGCAAGGAGCGUAGGGUGGUGAGGGAGGCCGGGAGCUGUGCCCACUGCCCUGGACAAGCCGGACUGUGGCUGUUGGUGUCUGUGGAGAUGCACAGGGGAAGUGUGGCUUAGUAUCAUUUUCUUUAAAUGUCCUCCUUUAAAUGGGGCAGUGAGGGCCAAGUUAAAUCACAGAGUUCUUGCUCCCCUGCACAAACAUGACCAUAGCUGUUCCAAUGAAGAGUUCUCCCGCUGGCUGACAGUGCUCUUUAAAUGUAUUCCUGUGCUCCCAUCUGCCACUUGGACACCCAUCAGCUUAUGAUGAAGCAAGAGCUGGGUCUUAAUUUUAUUAUUAUUAUUUUACCUCUACCUUUUCCUAGCACUUUCUAUAUUUAGAGUUUCUAAAGUAUAGUCAGGUUGGUUUUGAGUUAACUUUGAAAUCUAACCCGAUAGCAGUGUUAGCCAGAUUUGCUAUUUAGACAUUUCUAGGUAGAAUGCUAAGUACUUAACUCGAGUUUGGUAUUUUAAAGUAAAACAAAACCAGUGUGACUUGAUUUAGAGGACCAAAGAAAUUGUUAGAUAUACCUUCGUCUUUUUGAGGGGUGGUCAUUUGUAUUCCUUCUGAAUGACCCUGUCGGGUCAUUCUCUAGAAGCGUUCUUAACGAAUGCCUGACAUCUCUAGGCUGUGUUCUCAUCAGUGUCUGUGUAGGCGUCGCCUCGUCUGUCUCAGUCUGGUCUGUAGCACUUUAAAGUUACCUUCUCACAUCCUUGAUGCUGAGACCAUUUGGGGAGUUUUUAAGAAUCUGAUGUAUUUAAAUAUACUGUUCAAUUAUACUGUUUGGAUUUACUGUGUGCAUAUGUGUGUUACUGAAGUUGGUUCUAUUUAAAUAAAGUGUUUUAAUUUUGUU